AUGGUAUCAUAUUUCGAUGAUCUCCGUCGAACUUUGGCCGACACGGAGAUAUACCUCCCUGGCGACUCUGGGUAUGAGAAGAGCUUGCAAAUAUGGAGUGCAUCGUGCAUCAAUCCGGCUUCAUUUGUCGGAUCAAACACUGCACGUCUGAGGGAGCUCAAGCGGAAGGACAAGGACUUGAGGGAUAGCCCCAAGAAGGCUGUCUACACCCCUCACGAGACAUACGGCGAUCUUAUGGAUGAGAGGUUAGAUGACCCACCUGACGAUGGCCACCGGAUGACCCGCAACUGA
Penicillium odoratum is the source of this 291-nucleotide messenger RNA. RefSeq lists its product as uncharacterized. NCBI's taxonomy places the organism in Eukaryota, Fungi, Ascomycota, Eurotiomycetes, Eurotiales, Aspergillaceae. The coding region runs from base 1 to 291 and encodes 96 amino acids. The record is from RefSeq and is a predicted model, not a curated record. The transcript has 2 exons.